Cottoperca gobio is the source of this 850-nucleotide messenger RNA. RefSeq names its product cold shock domain containing C2, RNA binding b (gene csdc2b). The record is from RefSeq and is a predicted model, not a curated record. Lineage: Eukaryota; Metazoa; Chordata; Actinopteri; Perciformes; Bovichtidae. The coding region runs from base 366 to 833 and encodes 155 amino acids. Gene Ontology annotation, molecular function: mRNA 3'-UTR binding. The transcript is spliced from 4 exons. Gene Ontology annotation, biological process: regulation of mRNA stability. Gene Ontology annotation, cellular component: cytoplasm.
CUCAGCAGCUCGCAUCGUCACAUCAGGGUUUUCCGACGGACUGCGCGGAUUUAGUCGACUUAUUUAUUUAAUAAGUCGUUAUAUAAUACACACCGACUUAAGAUACACUCUCGCACACGCUGAUCGUCCUCAACCUACCAGCACGUCUAAUGCACCUGUCCUGUUGACAAACUUGAAGCGACAGCGCUGACCUGGAUAACCGCUGCGCCUGUGUCCCACACUGAGGCAGGCCUCUGCAAGCAGACGGACUCACAGACACCAGAGGACAGAUAACUGUGUCAGCAGAACAUCAGCAGCCUGCGUCUCGAGGAGUAGCAGCAUCCACACCAUCCUCCCUCAUCCUCCUCGUCCCUGUCUCUUCUGACAUGGCAGACCCCGGCCUCACGUCACCUUCUAGGACCCCACUGCGCUCCCCCAACUCCUCUCUCACCCUCUCUUUCCCCUUCCUGAGGGAGAGGAGCCGGGUAUGGGAGGAAGGGAAAGAGCAGCCGCUGCCUCGGGAUUUGCCCAGCCCGUUGCCAACCAAACGCAACCGCACCUACUCAGCUACGGUACGUGCUCACUCAGGUCCGGCGUUUAAGGGCGUGUGUAAGAACUUCUCCAGGUCACAAGGUCACGGCUUCCUCCGACCCUCCCAUGGUGGCGAAGACAUCUUUGUUCACAUCUCAGACAUCGAGGGGGAGUAUGUCCCAGUAGAGGGCGACGAGGUCACAUACAAAGUGAGCCGGGUCCCGCCCAAGAACCUGAAGGUGCAGGCGGUGGAUGUGAAAAUCACACAUCUCAACCCAGGGACGAAACACGAGACCUGGUCUGGCCAGAUAAUCAGCUCGUAGACCUGAACUCCGGGUUG